Messenger RNA from Paramuricea clavata, 13991 nucleotides. The record is from the annotation of a GenBank genome assembly. Lineage: Eukaryota; Metazoa; Cnidaria; Anthozoa; Malacalcyonacea; Plexauridae.
AUGAAAGAAUGUCUUGUUGGUGAGGUUACUCCAGGCAUGAAAGCAUCAGAUCACGAUUAUUGUGGACCAUCAACCUACAGUCAAGUAUCUUCAGCUUCAGCGUUUACUUUGUUUGUCAAUAACGGCGGAUUGCGUAUACCAUCAAAGUCUGUUUACACUACAAUCGAACAUUGUGAACAUAUCUUCAAGCUGUAUGUCUGCCAGAAAGGCAACGGCAUCAACAACAUGAAAAACCUAAAAUCCAAAAUGAUUCUGGAAGUUUGUCAUAAUUUUCUCCUGGACGGCAACAAAUCUGUGUUUGCAGACCACGAGCUAGGUGCAAACGAAGAUAUGGUCGAAGAUGACCACCAGGUAAAGCUCAUCAAGUGGACAGCAGACAAAUAUUUUACAUUGCGUCUCUUCACGUACGGAAAGCACUACAGCGAGACAGUCAUACAAAAUGGAAUGCCCAGUGACAGGCAUCAUUUAAACAAGUUGAUCUUGUUCAAAAAUCAAUAGUUAUAACAAAUAAGAGUAAAAUAAUAUAAUACUUAUCUUUUAAUUAAUGAUUCGUUGGCCUGAGUCCACAAAUAUAGCCGAAACUGAACCAAUUCUUUGCUGUUGGAACGUUUGACUUUUCAGUCAGUAAAACAGUAUAAAAGCAAAACGAUGUUCUCGAUAAAAUAACUUUAAUACUCGAUUUAUUGUGUCUUAUUAUCAACAAAUAUACUUUUUAUUAGAAUUGCUGUUAAAAGAGUUCAAAAAUCUUACGUAUUUCAAGUAAAAACCCCGAAAUUUCUUGGUCUUUGAAUCCACACUUGUGAAAAUAUUUUUAACACGCUUUCGGGCUUCGGCUUGCUCCGAACCUCGUGACAAGCCCACGCAAAAAUCACGCGUGUUUUAUACCUACAGACGAACGAGCUUCAAUUUCCGCCAUCUUGGCUUCAGGCAAGUAUGGGCAUUUUUAUCAGUAGUUAUCGUUCCAGUAUAUAGUAGAGUCACUGAGUAGAGUUCACUGUGUCAUCCUCGUUCCCAGGGCUUCUCGGCUGCCUCAACGCAGGCAGCCGAGAAGCCCUGGGAACGAGGGUGGAAUGAUGUAAUCAAAACAAACGUAUUCGCGGAAAAUGAAAAUAUUGGAUUCUGAUUGGAUAAUUGUCGCUCGCACAUGCCUAAAUACUAGAUUGUUAUGUAUAUAAAUAAAGCUAGUUUACAGCAGCAAAAAUCACAAUAAAUACACUUUUGAUGCUUUUAAAUCAUAAAUAAUCAUAUUAUAAUGACUUAUUUUAGCUUUUGAUUUCAUAUAAAGGAAAAUAAACCGAUCGAAAAUACAAAAUAACAGCAUUUCGCGUAUUGACAUUUUUCACAGUGAUUUGUAUGCAUUAACUCUGGCACGCAAAUUUACUUUCGUAUAGUGAGCACAUAGUUGUGUGCACAUAAUAGAUGGAAAUUCCGAAAAUACCCUUCGAUUGUGCAUGAAAUUCUGUAUCAACAGCCCUAGUUUUCCUUUUUCAUUAAAAAAUUGAACCGAGAUAUUCGCCCUUUAAUACUCUAAAACUCGAGUCUUUACCCUACUAUAGGAAUUUGUGUACUAUAGAGUAGAUGGAAAAUCGGAGAACAUCAUUGAAUUCGCCAUAAAAAUCAGCAUCUUUUCAUAGUAAAUAUCUCUAGUCAAUUUAAUAGAGAAAACUUUUUAUUGCGUGUUUACCACCCAGCUGACUAACCAUUUUACUAAUUCAUUAUUAGCAUAAGAUAACGAAGAUAACCACGGAUGUCCCCAGUUAAUAAUGAUUCAAGAUGGCGUCGGGCAAAUGUGCAUUCCUCGAUUUAGCCGCCGUAAAAAACCCUUACGCGAAAUUAACCUGAAGUGAGAUCUCUGUAUGUACUUCCUCUGUGAUAUAGGCCUGAUCGCAGAUUAUGGCGAUCACGACUUUUGAGUGAUGAUAUUUAUAAAUUUUCAUUUACUUCGGGACACUUCGGCACUUCGCGCCAAAUUGUAAUUUACCGUGCGACAUGGCAUGCUGCUUCACAGCCAUUAAAUAUACUAAAAUUUCGGAAAAUAUUUAAUACAUACGAGCCGGGUCGUUGUAGGAUUGCUAUAAGGUCGUUGUAGGUGGUUGCAGCGUCGUUGUAGGUGGUUGUAGCGUCGUUAUAGGUGGUUGUAGCAUCGUUGUAGAUCGUUGUAGCGUCGUUGUAGGCGGUGCAUGGUUGUAGGUGGUUGUAGAUCGUUGUAGCAUCGUUGUAGGUGGUUGUAGGUGGUUGUCGGUCGUUGUAGGUGGUUGUAGGUCGUUCCUUACUUUAGUACCUACGGCGUGAGAAACGCUAAUUGUCCGCCGGCAUGAAAUCCUACUACUGAAUCCAGCCCGUGCCAAUGGCAACAAACCUCGUGAUAUAUUCAAAUAAGCAACUGCUAUAUUGAAUACUACAUCACGUAUCAACUAGAACAGAUCUCGAAAAAUCUGUACCAAGAAAAUUCCGCUAUCAUGAACGAGAGUGUGAGAAGGCAGUCAUUCAAAAAUAUCUGUAAUACAAACAUCGAUAAAUAAAUUUAAUCCCUUUUACCAACUGUCCAUUAAAUGCAAUGGGAAAAACUCUUUUGCCGAAAUUUUUACUUUCAAUAUAUUACUUUAAUUGAGCCCGCAAACAAAUACAUUUUUGUUCGCAUGAGGAUUGAGGAGCCGGUCGAUUUGUCGAAUUCAACACCGGUUUUGUAAAAUAGAACUUUUUAAUUAUUUCAGUUCUUUUUUCUUGGUUUUAUUAACAAGUUUUAUGGCAUCUGCUAUUGAUAAGGUUUGUAACCGAGUUAAAUCAUGAUUUUGCUGUUGUGUUAUAAACAAUCUCGUCAUCGAUGCCAUUGCAACGUGGUUGUGUACAUUACGGUUUAAAUGAAUGUCUAUUCAUCUAUCUUUUACCAAUUCAAUCCUAUUUCCUGCUUUUAGGUGAAAAAGUAUCGCGAUGAACUUACUUCUAAGGUAUAAAUUCAUCCACAAUAUUAAAUUCUUCAGUAGUAUUAAAGGUUUACUUUUCAUAAUCAAGUCCUGAUCAAUGUUAAUAAGCCCUGGGGGAGGGGGGUAUGGCAUAUGUGGGGCAUUUGAUCGUUUUUUGUUUCCCUACCCUCUGGAAUUUGGUUGCAACCAUCUCCCAAAGGUGAGCCCGUGGAUAUUUGAAUUGAGCGACAUCUUGCAUCCCGAGGAGGAGCACAUGUUGAGGACUGGGACAAACGACUUUAAAGCCUUUCACCACAAAUAUGUGUGGAUGCAAUGUUGUUGGGUCUGUUUCCGCAUUUCCGGCCAGACUGCUAAAGGCUUGUCUGAAUGAUAUGAUUACUCGUCUAUGAUUCUUAUUCUGGUGUAUGUUAUCAAAUAAUUGAAAUCAACAUAUGGUAAAGACCAGGGCUGUAUAAGUACUUGAUCAUUACAAUUGUAACACAUUACUGUGUACUCGUUACAUUUGAAGUCAUUUUAACCUGUAAUUAAUUACGUUUUUAGAAAUGUAACGAAAAACGUAAUUAAUUACAAAAGCAAGGAACGUGUUCCUUAUCCAAGGAGCAAAUUGAAAAUUCCUUUUCUUAUUUUGUUAAAAAUAAGAAAUAAAAAAUACAACGUUGUGACAAAAAUUCAGAAAAAUGGCUGAACUAAUUUUCAACGAGAUCACAUGACAUGAUAGCCUACAUGAAGUACUAUUUAUUGCUAAAGUGGAAACCACAAUUGGUUCCGAGGCUGAUCAGAGCACCAAAUAUUGGCAAAUAAAGUUUUAAGUUUACAUGCUUCGAUUUGCAUGUCAAAUGUUUUAAUAUAUUGAAAUAUCAUCUUGAUAAAUUCUUGCAAAUUUCAUAGUUUAAUUAUACCGUUUUUAUUUACAACCACUGUUUAAGAUAUUGUCUUAUAAUAUAUAUAGUAACAAUUUGCCGGUAAAUGAAUUUGUAAUUAAUUCCUUUUUUCUGGAGUAAUUUUUAGAAGAUUUUAAUUACAUUUUAGAAGAAGUAAUUGUAAUCAGGAAUUUAUUACAUUUUAAAGCAAGUAAUUGUAAUUGGAAUUAAUUCCUUUUUCAGUUGUAAUUUUGCAGCCCUGGUAAAGAUGUUUUGCCAUAAACUAUAAAGGGGUUUUGCCACAGAAAAUGUCAAUUUGACUUUCUAGGUGGAUGGGUUUCAACAUUCAAUGUUUUCUGUGGCAACUUGAGUAUGGAUGUAGCUCCUAAAUUAGUGUGGAUUAUAACAAUAGAUCACUUAGGUCUGACAAAUACACUAAUUUGUGUGCUCUGCUUGACAACAGUGCAGUUAGGCUGAAAACAUCCAGACAACAUCAACACACACCAGCUGUAAUACCCAAGUUAUGCCCUUGGGGGGGGGGGGGCAUAUUUUUAUCAUAUUAAUUUCAAUUUGGGGGGUGUUUCAGAUGUUACAUUCCUACUAAUCCUACCAUAAAUAUUCAUAUUGAAAAUAUACUGUAAAACCGAAUGUUCAAUAUUUUGCUUUCACCCGGCCCUGACAAUCUCCGAUCUAAAUGCAAAGCCCAAGUUGGAUUCAAAAAGACAAAUGGAGAAUGAGGGCCUUUAUGAGCUAAAUUCAGGUCAAUACUGCAAUCUCGUUCCCUGAGCCUGCGAUCCUCGGGAACAAACGUGAGGCUCUGGGAUAAUCCGUUUCAGGGAGGAAUCUGAUUGGCCGUUGAUAUGGAAUGCGCAGUUCAAUCUUAUCCAGGAUUCCUGCAUGGUUUCCGGCAACAGAUUAUCCCAGAGCCUUGCGUUCCUUCCCGAGGAUUGCAGGCUCAGGGAACGAGAUUGGUCAACAUUGUAGAUUAGGUUUGAUACUGUAUCAUACAUCUGAACAUUUCAAAACAUUGUACUAAGUGUCUAAAUUGAAAUCUGCAUUAAAUGAAAAAAAUAAGAUGUUUGUUUUACCCUCAAUACAAUUUGGCGCAAUCCUGCAUUCAAUCAGCGGUUAGCUGAUUAAAAUACUUCAGUUGAAGCAAUGUUUGGGAAAAAUAGUGUCUUGUUUGGAAAGGCGUGGAUGCUGCAUCCGUAGUAUUAGUAUUUAAAACUGUUGAAAUCAUCAUCUCUCAAUUUACAUAUUCUGUAUAAAGGUGUUUGUUUGGGUGCCAGUCAUAUAGAGGGCAAAAUUACUCGAAUAUGAUUGGCUAAUGAUGAGGACAUUUUUUCUUAAUUCAGGGCAAAAUUCCUUGACAAAAUGUAUACCUGAUUGGCUGAGACGCAAGCGUGGGAAGUUUCUUGUUUUAAAUAGCAAUAGCUACAAACAAUGGCUUAUCGCUUUGUCGUUGCGGAUAAUGAUGUUAUUGAAGAAUUAAAAACUUCUAGUGAAAACUUGUACACUAGAAAAAGUACAAUUUAUGGGAUGCAGUAUUUAAGAGAUGGGCAGCAUUAAGGAACAUCGGCGAAGACAUGGAGACAUACGAGGUUCAAGAACUUGACAAGUUCACAAUUUACUUACGAAUAAAUUUUGCCCUCUAUGAUUUUAAAACAAGUAAUCGCAUAGUUCCUCGUUAAAUUAAGGUUUAAUUUCACUUGUGUUUUCAAUUCACAAUUGAAAAACACAAGUGAAAUUAAACCUUAAUUUUACUCGCGCGAAUUAAGAUUUUUUCUGGCUUGCAAUUAUUUUCAAAAUUCGUAGGCCAUGCUAGUUUUGACCUACAAAAUCCAAUGUUGACCUUGAAGUUUUUUUCUAAUAUUUCGUCGUAGUGCAAUUUUUUUUAACUGUUUGGUUUUUGUGUUUAUAUAAUUUCAACAGGGUUCGCAGCGGUCUUUGAAAUCCUUGAAAGUCUUUAAAUUUGAAUUCAGGUCUUUAAGGUCUUUGAAAAGUCUUUGAAUUGUGUGAAAAAGCGAAGAAAGUCUUUAAAAGUCUUUGAAUUCUUUAGUGAGGAAUUGAUUAUACGAUUUCCUAGUUAAUAAAAUAGAUUGAUUGAAGCAAGAUUUUUGCAAAUAUCCACACAAAAAGGCGCAUUUUAGGAUGUGAUUUGAUGGGACUAAUUACCUGGUAAAAUUGGUGCUUACACUCGCAAUUUUUCGACAGCUGAUUACUCUCAAAGGUCUUUGAAAAUAGGCAGAAAAAAUCUUUGAAAGUCUUUUGGUCUUGGAGACUACGAACCCUGUUCAAACACUGCAUUAAGAACUACAUCACAGCAUGAUGGCCGUUACAAAAGGCAUGGGCAGAUAGUUCAGUUAACCCGUUGACAAAAAAAAAAUAUAGCCUACAAACAGGUGCUAAAUAAUUCAAAUUUAAGGGUGGAUUUCCCCACACUACUCUGUUGACGUAACCCUCGCGAACUCUGUGAUUCAUGCAAGAUUAUUUUCCCUGGACAUCAUUAUCAUCAAGUAGUAUUUAAAGGUAUUCCAAUUCUAAAUAUUUUUUAAUCAUAAUAUUUUAGACUGAAAAAUUGAUAAAAGAAAUUUUCCCUGCUAAAGUCAUUCAUCUUAAUGAGUUCUUGGUAUGUAUAACUUACAGUAAAUCUUCAAUUACAAUCAAAUGACUGCUAAAUUACAAGGUCCAAAGGCAAAUGAAUACUUUUUUCGCAAAGAGGUUUGAAAACUAUGCCAUUCAGAAAACUAUGUUUUAUGUACUUUAUCUUGAAGACUAACCACAAACAAUGUUUUUCAUUGAAAAGCAUUGUUUGUGGUUAGUCUUCAAGAUAAUUAAUAAAAGUACAUAAAAAAGUUUUCUGAAUGGCAUUUAUCAGUAACCUGAAACUACGAGUAAGAACAACAAGCAGCGCAUUUGCAAUUUACAAACCCAUAAAAUUGUCUCCAACAUUCCUUAGUCCGAUCUCAUCCAAUCCAAUAUAUAGCUACUUUAUUAUACGGUUUAUGAUACCGUGUCUUUGGAAUGUUUGCUAGCCAUAUGGUACCAGCGAAAUGUACGUACACAGAUAGCGAGAGCACCGCGUACUUACAGUAUACAUAUGGUACUUGCUAAAAAUAAACAAGUACCAGACUGUGGUAUUGCCAUAGCUCUGGUACAUAUAUAAAUUAUCGCUUCCUGAAUCAGGCUGCUGAAUUGCGGUACCCAAACAAAGCUUGGCAUCGCUUUAUAUUUGCUGUGUGAGGAUGUUAGUUUGUUCGGAAUCAUAAGCCUUGGUAUUUGUUCAAUAUGCAUGUCCUCACGCUUGUGGUGCACUUGAUUUGCACAUACUCCAGGGCAUUGCAUGCAGUACUAUAAUUAUGUUUGCUUUGUUUUUCGGUUUGCUUCCCAAGCAAAAAUUCGUCUUGUGGGAAACAGGUAUAAAUUAUGAGCUCAAUCUAAUUGCAAUGUUUACGCAUGUCUUACGAAUAUAGCCUAAUGUUUUGAAUAUAUACUGUACCUACUGUAGUAAUCUAGACGUGUAGCUUAGUGUGCUGUUAAUGUUAAAUUGCUCCUCGUUAAAUUGUUCUCAUAUUUUAUGUUUAACAGAAAGAGAAGUUUAACAUAACAGAUCUGAAGAAACUCGAUACGGGUAUUAAUGUACCUGUAGUACAUCCUUUGGUUUUGGCGAAUGAUAUUCAGGUUUUUAUUGAUUGAAUGUUUUUCCAUAUAAGUAUAAUUUUAGUACACACAGUUCGAAUUCUUAUCCGUCGGAUCCAAUCUUUUCUCAGUUUCAAAAUCAAUAUAUUUUGUAACGUUGCUUCAAGUGCAAGGUACUCAGUAACAAUCAAAGGUGUUUAAAAUGUUUUUAUUCAAUUCGAAAUUUGAAAUAGCAACCAAAAACGAGUUUUUCGUUCAUGUUGAUCACUGGCUGUCAACGUAAACCGAUUUAUGAGUUACCCCACUUGUGACGUAAUAUGCAUAUCCUCAAUAAACUAUUAUUACACAUAUAAUUAUUACACAUACCUAUAAUCCUGGGCAGAACAUCUGCGAUACUUCAUAAUAUUAUUGCAAAUUUAGAAAAACCUCCCCCGUAUGUACCCCCACCAUUCAAUGUUGAUUGCAUUCCCAGAAUACGGAUAAAGCAACUGCAAUACGACCAACAUUUUCCGGUUUAACAGUUAAAAAAGACACAGAGGAAUGAUUUUUGACCAGGAUUGUAGUGUAUUCAGACUGAUUCAACAGCAUAAUUGUGUAAUGAAAUAAUUUUAUUUCAGCCUUCGACAAAAAAGAGAAAAAUUGAAGAUGAAGAACCGUUACAUAAAACCGCUGUGCAAAAUGGUGAGAGUCUUAUGAUUAUUUUGUACAGUGUUUUACUACUGUAUGCAAAUAAAAUUAGCGGAAUUUGUAUCGUUGUGUAAAUAAAACCGGUGGAUGUGUGCUGUACCGUCCUGGAUAUAGACUUGCCCACAAGUCGAUCUCGAAUAGCGAGCGGCGAAGCCGCGAGCCGCGAGAUCGAUUUGUCUCGCUUGCAGGAAUUUGGAUCUGAUUAAAAAUUCUGGCGCGAAAAUUAUUGCAGUUAAUUAUUACGCAUGUAAGUUUCACAAAAGUUGUCGAUUUCAGCUCAAUUUGUAAAUAGACUUUCCUUUGACUUUUCGGUCGUAGAUCUCCGCUCGGCUCAAAUUUGAAAACACAGUGAUUUCUAAUGACAAUAACUGUUAAUAGCAUAAGCGAUAUCAAUUUAGAUUAAAAUGCCGUAUAGAUUUACGGUAGAUUUAUACUCCUUUCUAUGACUAUAUUUUCAAGACGAUUUUUCUCCAAAUUCCAUGACACGUUGUGUUUACAAUGCGGCAAAGGCAUGGAAGAUGUAGAUAAGCGACGGCGAUUCUUUCUUGGACAUAAAAAGACGAAUGUUUGCGAAAACAUUGAACUAUUACAGCAAUAAUUGGAAAAGUUCAUUGUAGUGAAACUACGCUAUUAUUAAACAUUCUAACAAAUGUUGUUUGUCGUUCUUGUAGGGCAAGAAUGCCGCUUUAGUUUAGAAAAUUAACUCAGUUAAACAACAGUUCGCCUCUGUUGCCAAUAUUUUUUGCAUCUUCGAGAACUAACCAUAUUUUCUACUUUGAAAUGACUUUGUUUUAUUGUAUAUUUGUAUUAAAUAAGUCAAAAGCCUAAUUACUGUAACGAUAUUUGAAUAAUUAAUUUAAAUAAUUUAAAUAUGCGUUUUUUAUUGGCUAGAAUGAUGACACACCCUCAAUCACACCUCGGUAAAAAUAUCCACCGGUAGAUUUGGCGCGCUGCAAGGGUGAAAAGUCCUUUCCAGCGUACUUACGAACCGAGAAAAAAAAACUGGAAUGGACUUUGGGAAAGUCUAUCCUGGAUACUGUUCUGUCAAUUGCCUUAAUUAUCACUGUACUGCCUACUUUGUAGUAAUAAUAAUACAGUUAAUGUUUUUGGCAUAAAUAAAACUCACUUUAUCGCUGAUAUGUUCAUAUACAUUUGGGCUUAAAUAACUAAGCUUGAUGCUUGUGAUGUUACUCUGAGUGUAUAUCUACACCGGGCAAGCUUGAAAAAUAUGCCUGGCCACGAUAUAUUCCUGGCUAAAAAGAAGAUUUAACUGGAUCCUAUUACCACAGUAUGAAAAUAAAGAAACUGUGCUGAUUUUCUAAGUUUUAAUUUCAUUAAUUAUAUAUGUUCUUGUAGGUCCACUCAAAGCAAUUCCUUUAAACGAGGUAGGUCGCUGCAAUGUUCACAUCCUUGUAAUCUAUUUUAUAAAUAGUUGGCUACUGAGCGUAAAAAAAAUCCAAAUCCAUCACAUAUCACAUCACAUCACAUCAAAAAGUAAUCUAUAUUCAGUAUAUUGUGUAUCUACACUGAACGAGCAGGGGUGUAGUAGAGGGCGAUAGGGCAAGGCUCAGCCUUGCUAUAAUUUAAUUUGGGGGAUGAUUCCCCAAUAUUACCUCAAAACUAUAGUGUUUAAAUGAAACGAUAAUGUGUUCUUAAUAUAUUAGAGACAUAAUAGCUUAGCCCUACUUGCAGUCCCAUGCAGGAUAUCGACAUAAACGAUGUGAAAAUAACUUUGCUAAAUUUUUAGUUAAAUCGUUCUUUAGAAACACUAAUUGAAGAAUUGCUAGAACCAAAAAUAGAUACUGAAACUUUCCAUGUUUAUCAUGUUGACCCUUCACCCUGCUCAUCAUCGCAAAAUGUUAUCGUUUUGUUUUACCUACAAAUAAAGAAAGCUGGAAAAAAUCCAACCAUUAAGUUUUCGGGUUAGAGGUGUGACGGAUUGAGAUUUACACUCACCUGAUUCGAGCUCGAGAUGCCAACAAAAGCUUGAUAUUUGCACAUACCCUACACGUGGCAGUUCCCUAGUAUAUAUACAUGAACUUGUGGUCAGAGCUCGACAACUGGCCUCUGUAGCUCAGUUACGUUGGUUAGAGCACUGCACCGGAAUCCCAGGGCCGCAGGUUCGAUUCCUGUCAGGGACCUAAAGUUGAAUUUUUCGCUUCUGUUCCUGGUUAGGUCUAAUAAAUGUAUAUAAAUUUCCACUCGAUAAUUUCCAUCUACAGUACCCUUCAACUAAUAUUAAAUCGAGUGAGAUGCCAAAAAAAUCUUGAUAUUUUAUUAACAACAGCUAUUCAUAACAAAAGGGAGUAUAAAAGACUUACAAAAAAGUAAGUAAAACAUCUUUGGAAAAAAGCACUUGAAGCAAAGUUUUUUUAGCAAAACGACGACGAAAAAUCUGUCAGUGCUCACAUUAAGAUCAUUUUCAUUAGAAUUAUGUGUAGGUUCUUAAUAGCCAAUUUCAAACGAAAGGGCAUCAGCAUUGUAUAGUAAAAACAUUGUUCUGCUGCUGUACUAUAUUCUUUAUUCUUCAGCCUCUUGUGGAUCUUAUUGAAUCAUUAAAACCAGAAAUUCAAGAUUUGAUGGAAAACUGUAAUUCGGUAAGCAAAACAUAAUAUAGAAAUUACGUUUAGUGUCUGCAUGGUUGGCGGCGUAUCAGAUUGAAUUCCUCUACUAGGGGUAUGAUGUACACUAUACGAACCUAAAGUGCACCUAGCCCCAAUUUUUCUAACAUCUCAUUCCUAUAAGAACCUUUGAAAUGAUAUUGUAACUUCUUUUGAAGAUAUUCGUUUGCACACUUUGUCUCUGUUAUUUCAGUUUCAUUGAUAUGCAAAUGUCCGGAAUUUACGUCACAUAUGAAUCAUGCUUGUCAGAUGUUGGGAUCCUAGGUAGCGGUGCUACCUGCAAGUGCCUGAAGCUAACUUAUCCUUGGUCAGAAGGUUUUAUGCAUGCAUGCUUAAGUAAAGUAGAAAAUUUCAAUUUUUUUGAAUACAUUUUGCAACAUUUACCGACCAUGCAGUUUUAAUAAGAGUCGUACUCAACACGUAAAUUCAUCAAAUGAUGCCAUCAAAAACUUAAAAUUUCCUGUUCUGUGGCUGAAUUUUAUUUAUCAUCCGAUCAAUCUUGUCGGUUUGAUAUAUUAAAAUUUUCGAGCAAUUGGGUUUGAGCAAAUUAGCGGACAUUCAAUUUUGACAAUAUGAAAAUUUCUUCGGUGCUUGGUCGCAAUUUGCAAGAUUGAAGAUUCAAGUGAAACGGGCGAGUUUGGACCACUCAGGGCUAACUGCAAAUUUUCUUUGGCUACCUGCAAAAAACUAAACAUAUAGAAUGUAAGGUACUGUUAAAUAUCAUGAAAUAAAAAGGCUGAAUGGUGUUUUACACAGGUAUGUAAUCCUCCCACAACUCCAAACUUCAUUUUAAUGAAUUAAACUCGAUAGUGAAUAAGAUAUACAAGCUUUUACUUUAAAUCAUUGUGCAUUUGUGACGUAAGUUCCGGAUAUUUGCAUACCAAACAAACUGAAAUAUGAGCAAACGAUAAUCUUCAAAUUAAAUUAUUACUCCGCCUGCUCAUGCGCAGUGCGGAGUCUAAAAAUGCCUGAGUCUGUUGUCGGUUGUCGACUGUCGUGUGGUGUCACAAACAGGCUCCUUGAUAAAUGUGUACAUUCCAUGAUAUUUAGAUACUUUCUAUUGACAUUUGUGGAUAAUGUCAUACGAUUUGGCAGCGCAAUGCGCAUGCUUACAGCUCUGCUUACAGUAUUUUUCUAAACUGCGAACUGCGAAACGGUCUUGUGCGAUGAAAAAUACUAAACGAUGAAAAAUACUAAAAAGAUGAAUGUCAAGACAAAGCUUCCAGACUCAACUGAGGUAAGGGAUACUAAACAUUCUAAUUUUGGUAGUACAUGCUGCAUUUUGGCAACAAGAAAUUCUUUAAAGUCAUAAAUAUAAAUAAAAAUAUUCACUCCUACUGUAUGUCGUAUUAAAUGUCGAUCUUAUAUUCUUGACUAGCAAAAUAUAUUCUUGUGUGAAAGGUCCCUACAAUGUUCUGAAGAGUUUAGGCUAUUUAGUGUUGAGGCUAUCGGGUUAUUAAAUAUAUUUCAAUGUUUUGAAGAGUUUAGGAAAUGUAGUAUUGAAGCUGUCGUGUUUAUAAUUUACUAUACAUGUUUAGUACGCAACUACCGGAAACGGCAGCCAUGUGGUAGUAUUAAGACAAAGAAUCUCAUUAUGUUUUACUGAAUUUCGCACAUUCUUUUAAUUCUCAAGGGAUUGGUUGCAAGACAAGAAUAUAAUCUAUGAUAUAUAGUCAUGUUAACAAAUAAUAGAAACGUCAGCUUCUUGAACUCACAGCCAGCUUGGGUUUGCUUGCUUUGCUCUUUCUACUGCCCUUGUGUGUUAUGCGUGAGUCAAUUCCUGGAGUAACCAUCCCCCCCGGGGACACCCCCGGGAAUUUGCCCGAUAGACAGUUCACGGGGGUCGGGAAUUUACCUUUCAUGUAUGUGCACGGGGGCCGGGUAUUGGAGGACCCCGGGGAUUUGACAAAUGGUUGACCAAAAUCCCACCCACAAAUUUUAAGGCAGCAAAACCUAGUUUCAGGCACGCAUGUGGGCGCGCUGAUCGUAUUUUGCGCCCUCGUGGUCAAGGUGGCGUGAAAUUUAUUGUAAGAAUAAGCGAAAAUUAUACCCUGUGCCAUGCAAAUUUAAAUACAACUAUUAAAGGUUUAUGUUUUAUAAUAUUCCAUAGCAGUUUAAUACUAUAAUGUUAUUAAAUGACUAUGAUUAUAGGCCAUUAAAAGUUUAAUUAACGUUUACAGUCGAUUUCACGAAACUUUGACCACAAAUUUUCCGAACUUCGUUGCGAAGUUCACAAGAUUGUUGCGAAGUUCAAAAGUUCAUAAUGAGAUUCACAAACCAGUUCGUAAACUACGCAUUUGAUUGGCUUCUUUUACUUCACGGACCAAUCAGGGACUUUGUUUACAAAUUGGCUUGUGAAUUCCAAAUUGGCUUGUGAAUUCCAACGAACUUCGCAACGAAGUUCGGAACAUUUGUGGUCAAAGUUUCGUGAAAUCGACUGUAAAAUCGUCGCCGGGGUGGGGCAUUUUCCACUCUCAGCUUGCCCAGGGGCCGUGCAUUAGUCUUCAAAUUGUGUCCCGGCACCCGGGCAUUUACACUAUCAUGACCAAUCAAAUCAAAGGCCCGGGUGUGUUCUCCGGGGGGGGGAUGGUUACUCCUGGAAUAGACUCAUGCAUUAAUAGAUUAUGUGUUGUGUAAUGUAUUUAAUUCAACCCUACUAGGACUCUGGGCAGAAUACCUACCAAGCCACUCAAACAUGCUUUUUGGGCCUCUAUUAUUACAAUGAUGGGCCAAACAGAAUUGGUGUGUCAGAAUUAAUAUCCUAUUUCUGUCUCUUAUAGGUUAUGGCACUUUCUUAUGAAAAUUCAAAGAAAAGUAAAUGCCAUUGCUCCUUUGAAUGCCAAGUUAACUUUGAAUGCCAUGAAUGCCAACUUAACCUUGAAUGCCAUGAAUGCCAACUUAUCUUUGAAUGCUAUGAAGACCAACUUGUCUUUGAAUGCUUAUAUUUGGCUUCACUUUUCCGUCGCACCCUACAUUGUCCCCAUUUUCUCCGCAGGCUGGCAGGCGGAGUGAACGCCUGAGUAGGCGUCUUGUUAUAUAUAAUUUCAGAAGUUCUUAAGAAUGAGAUGAUAAAAUAAUUGAGGUUAGGUGCACUCUAAGCAAUGUUUAACCUAUGAGACAAAAGCAGUCAAAACUGAAGUGACCUCUUCAUGCAUUUUCUUUCUCAAAUAUAGGUUAAAACGUGGAUUCAACUGCUCAUCCCGCGAAUUGAAGAUGGAAACAAUUUUGGAGUUUCAAUUCAAGUAAUUUCCUAUCUCUAA